UUCAAAUUUCGAAUUUCGAAAUUAUCCCCAAAUCUCUGUUUUAUAGAUGAUGACGAUGAGAAGAGAAGUCGAAACUUGGCCGGAGAUGGAGGCGAUCGCUAAGAAGAUGGUGGAGGAGCUCGAAACAGAGAGCAGCGGAUCAUCGGAAGCUGAGACGGAGUCUCCGAGAUCCGUCGGACGUUGGGUAGCUGCUCCGAUCACUGCGACGACGGGUAGAGUACAUAGCCAGGUUUUGAAGAUCAGGGAGGAGGAUCUCUGCGUUCUCGUCGAAGACAAAGCCGCAAAUCCAGAGAAUCGGCGAUAUGUUCUUCCACGUCGUCUCGAUCUGUUCCUGAUCUCGCGGCCGAAUCUGCCGUGUUCGCCUCUCAGUGGAAAAGUUAGAUCCGUUAACGCUGUUCAGUGAUGAUUCCCAGAUCUAAAUCGAUCAAGGUUCGAUCGUCUCUCUCUAUCACUCUCUCUGUUUCUAAAUUACGCUAAACUUUUGAUUUCUGUAUUCAUAUGAUGAUGUAUUGAGCUCGGAUUAUUAUUGUUAAAUUCGCUUAUUAACUUAGUUUUUGGUUGAUCAUUUUUGU
Eutrema salsugineum is the source of this 572-nucleotide messenger RNA. RefSeq lists its product as uncharacterized. Lineage: Eukaryota; Viridiplantae; Streptophyta; Magnoliopsida; Brassicales; Brassicaceae. The record is from RefSeq and is a predicted model, not a curated record.